Molecule: messenger RNA, 2115 nt
Organism: Pyrenophora tritici-repentis Pt-1C-BFP
Lineage: Eukaryota; Fungi; Ascomycota; Dothideomycetes; Pleosporales; Pleosporaceae
Product: RNA-binding protein (RRM domain)
Cellular component (GO): ribonucleoprotein complex; nucleus; cytosol
Molecular function (GO): poly(U) RNA binding; poly(A) binding; mRNA 3'-UTR binding
Source: RefSeq, a predicted model, not a curated record
AUGUCUGAAGUUGCCAACGCUACCUCGCCCGUCCAGGACGGUGCUGACGCCAACGGCGCUCAGAUCAACACCAACGUCCCCGCUGCCCAGGGCGAGGUCUCCACUCCCACCUCCGCUGCCCCCGCCCACAACCAGAACUCUGCGUCGCUGUAUGUUGGCGAGCUCGAUCCCUCCGUUACCGAGGCCAUGCUCUUUGAGCUGUUCUCCUCCAUUGGCCAAGUCGCGUCUAUCCGUGUCUGCCGUGACGCCGUUACCCGUCGCUCGCUCGGUUACGCCUAUGUUAACUACAACAGCUCUGAGGACGGCGAGAAGGCCCUCGAAGAGCUCAACUACACCGUUAUCAAGGGCAAGCCUUGCCGUAUCAUGUGGUCUCAGCGCGACCCCGCUCUGCGCAAGACUGGUCAGGGCAACGUCUUCAUCAAGAACUUGGACCAUGCCAUUGACAACAAGGCUCUCCAUGACACAUUCGCCGCUUUUGGUAACAUCUUGAGCUGCAAGGUUGCUCAGGACGAGCUUGGUAACUCCAAGGGUUACGGGUUCGUGCACUACGAGACUGCUGAGGCCGCCAACAAUGCUAUCAAGCAUGUGAACGGCAUGUUGCUUAACGAGAAGAAGGUAUUCGUGGGCCACCACAUCCCCAAGAAGGAGCGCAUGAGCAAGUUCGAGGAGAUGAAGGCCAACUUCACCAACAUCUACGUCAAGAACAUCGAUCUCGAUGUCUCUGACGAGGACUUCCGUGACCUCUUCGAGAAGCACGGUGACAUCACCUCUGCCUCCAUUGCCCGCGACGACCAGGGCAAGAGCCGUGGAUUUGGUUUCGUCAACUACAUCAAGCACGAGGCUGCCUCUGCUGCUGUUGAUGCUCUCAACGACACCGACUUCCGCGGUCAGAAGCUCUACGUCGGUCGUGCACAGAAGAAGCAUGAGCGUGAGGAGGAGCUCCGUAAGCAGUACGAGGCUGCGCGUCUCGAGAAGCAGUCCAAGUACCAGGGCGUCAACCUGUACAUCAAGAACCUCAACGACGAUGUCGACGACGAGAAGCUGCGUGACAUGUUCACUCCUUUCGGUACCAUUACCUCCGCCAAGGUCAUGCGUGAUGCCAUGCCUGCUGCGGGCUCCGAGGAUGCGACUGAUGAGAAGAAGGACGAGUCCAAGGAGGAGUCUGAGGAGGCCAAGGACGAGUCCAAGGAGGAUUCCGAUGACAAGAAGGAUGAGAAGGCCGACAAGGUCACCAUCAAGGGCGAGAAGAAGAUCCUCGGUAAGAGCAAGGGCUUCGGUUUCGUCUGCUUCAGCAACCCCGACGAGGCUACCAAGGCUGUCACCGAGAUGAACCAGAAGAUGAUCGAGAACAAGCCUCUCUACGUCGCCCUUGCCCAGCGCAAGGAUGUCCGCAAGAACCAGCUCGAGGCUACCAUCCAGGCUCGCAACCAGCUCCGCAUGCAGCAACAACAGCAGCAACAAUUCGGUGGCAUCCCUCAGAUGUUCAUUGCACCUGGUCAGCAGCCCAUGAUGUUCCCUGCCGGUGGCCGAGGUCAGAUGCCGUUCCCCGCUGGCAUACCUGGUCAGCAAGGCGGCCGUGGCGCUGGCUUCCCUGGCGGCAUGCCCGGUCAGCAGGGCGGUCGCGGCGGACCCAACGGUCAGCAGAUGCCCCCCAUGUACAUGCCUCCUGGCAUGGCACCCGGUGCCUUCCCUCCUGCGUACAUGAACCAGCAGUACAUGCAGCUUGCACAGGCAGCACAGCAGGCUAUGGGCGGACGUGGUGGUCGCGGUGGCGUCCCCAUGGCUCCUAUGCCCGGUAUGCCUCAAGUGCCCAUGGCUGGUGUUCCUGGUAUGCGCGGCGGUCAGGGCUUCCCUCCUCAGGGCGCUGGACGUGGCGGUAUGCCUCAAGGCCGUCCUGGACAGUCUCCUAUGCCUAACUACCCUCCGGGUGGCCGCGGCGGUCCUGGAGGCGCCGGUGUUGACAUGAGCGCUUUGCAAGGUGCUGCCCCCGGCCAGCAGAAGCAGAUGCUCGGUGAGGCUCUUUACCCCAAGAUCGCCGAGAUGCAGCCCGAGCUUGCUGGAAAGAUCACUGGUAUGCUUCUCGAGAUGGACAACAGCGAGUUGAUCAACCUGUAA